Messenger RNA from Cladophialophora psammophila CBS 110553, 1191 nucleotides. RefSeq lists its product as uncharacterized. The transcript has a single exon. NCBI's taxonomy places the organism in Eukaryota, Fungi, Ascomycota, Eurotiomycetes, Chaetothyriales, Herpotrichiellaceae. Bases 1 to 1191 code for a protein of 396 amino acids. The record is from RefSeq and is a predicted model, not a curated record.
AUGGCAUUUACCGAUGCCAGCGAGUCCUACUUCUUGGACGCUGUAGCGAACACCUGCCAGCCGAUCGUCCAAAUACUCCCUCUCAAUGACAACGAAAUUUUCGAGUAUCUCGACGCCCAUCCAAACACCCUCUCCAGAUACAUGAGAGGACGCCCUGGGUUAUGGGACGCCUUUGGCAGCACUUUCGCGCUAGACGAAGAUGCCCUGGGUGGGGCCUUCUUCAAGAAUGUGACUGGUUCCACUGCAGGUGGACCAGCGGUCUUGAAGGGAUCAGACGACGCUGCUCAAGAGGUCGCAUGGGAGCCUGUUGAUGAAGGGGAUAGGGGCUACGUGUACGUGGAUGACGAAGGAGUGGAAGAAGAACUAAAGGAGGAACAAGGGGGAGAACUGGAUGAAGUCGGCAACGAGGAGGACGAUGACGAGAGCGAUGACGGCUAUGGCAGUGACUAUGAGGACGCCGUUUCCAGCGGGCUUUCUCCUCAGCCUGGGCCUGGGACACCUUCCAACAGUAGCCCCGCUUCACCCGCCCGCAACAACGGAGCUGAUCAAGAUGGCGAACACGAUGACAAUGGCGACGACGGGGAGGAGGAGGAGCUGAUGCCAUACCCAGCCCCUGUACACCUUGUCGCUGAAUCUCGCCUCGGGCCACCGACACGCUCCUGGGCACUAUGGGAAGAAGAGGCGUGCAUCGGCCACAUGCUCAAUAUCAAGAGCGAGCGAAAGCUUAAUGGGGAAGCACGAUUUCGAGAAGCCCUACAUCGGAUGCGAGUCUACGAUGGAGUCACAAGAACUGGCUACAGUGCUGUCAAGAAUUUCUGGAACCGCGUGGGCCGUGCUCGCUCGCAAUUUGACGAACGAAGAAACAAGAAAGCGCCGCUGGCGACAUCGAAGCAAGGCAAGAAGUCCGGAUCGAAGUCUUUGUCCUCAUCGCCACAACGGCGCGAGACACCGCGGGCCGCUUCUUCAAACAUGAAAUCUCGCAUUGGGAAGUACACUAGGCAUCGACGCUCUCAGUACUCCUCCGACGAAGGCGAGUCACACCAUGCCAUCCCGAGCGAUGACGAGGAACCAAUCAACCAACGUCAGACCCUCAAGCGAAAAGACCGAGACGAAGACAGCGACGAUGAAUCUGAACCGGUCAAUGCCGUGACGAAAGGAUUCCGACCAUCACAGAAAGUUUGCGCUGCGUGA